Molecule: messenger RNA, 675 nt
Organism: Onychostoma macrolepis
Lineage: Eukaryota; Metazoa; Chordata; Actinopteri; Cypriniformes; Cyprinidae
Product: ladderlectin-like
Exons: 6
Coding region: 97-555 (152 amino acids)
Molecular function (GO): signaling receptor activity
Source: RefSeq, a predicted model, not a curated record
ACACUGAGAAAAGUAUAAAAGCAGGGCUCUUUUUGGAAGUUCAUAAAAUCUUCCUCUGAGAUUCUGAAGGCAACAAUCUGAAAACCAAAGUUCAUCAUGGCAAUCCUGAGAAGUCUGCUCCUUCUUUUGAUUGUGUUCUCCAUGGGGAAUGCAGAAGUUGAUAUAGCUGAAAAAUGCCCCAAUGGAUGGACAAAUUUUGGAGUCAAGUGCUACAAGUUCUUCCCUCAGGGGGUCAACUGGAUCACAGCAGAGAGACACUGUCAAAGUCUGGAUGCAAAUCUCGCAUCUGUGCACAAUAAACUGGAAAAUGAUUUUCUGAUGAGUCUGUUUCCUUCUUCUACCACACGUUCAUGGCUUGGUGUUCAUGAUGGUGAACAAGAAGGACAGUGGACAUGGAGUGAUGGAUCUGCGUAUGACUAUACUAACUGGUGCGCUGGGGAACCUAACAAUGCUGGUGUCGAGAACUGUGUGGACAUUAAUUGGACCUCUAACCGUUGCUGGAAUGAUCUGCCCUGUUCUUUCCAAAUAGGCUAUACUUGUGCUAAAAGCCUGUGAGAUCAUAUGCAGUUACUUUGAUCGUGCUACACUUACAUUUUCUGUCCUCAUCUUUCCAAUGUUUCAUCUCUUCUAAAUACCUACUCUAAUACUAAUCAAUAAAAGCAUUGAUAAAGCAAA